AUCCAGCACUUUGUCCAGUGCGGUGUCCUCUCUGUCCAGCACUGGGAUCUCUCUCAGCCGCAUGGAUGAAAAGACAGAUGACAACAGACUGCAGCAACACAAGGAGGACGGUCAUAAGGUGAUUGACAUUCAGACACCUAAUGUGUCACCCAGCACCCAGUCAGUGGGCAGUGCCAACAGCAGCGGAGGGGCCACAGAUCUCUUCUCCAACUCACCAAUUGUACCCGUCAACAACCAUGUGCCAAACCUGACCAGUGAGCUGUUCACCCUGCAGCCUAACUUCACCCCCAUCCAGACCACACACACUGUGCCCAACAAUAACAAUGCCUGGGGAGGUGACCUGCUAAAGCCAGCCCCACCCGCUCAAAUUCACAGCCCCGGAGUCCCAUUGCACUCUGGGAAAAUGCUGCCCAACGAUUUGGACUCGUCAUUAGCCAACCUCGUUGGUAACCUGCAGUUUGGGGGGACGCCUGCUAAAAAGCCAGAGCUCCAGUGGAGUCAGCUGGUAGAGAAGAAGCCAACAGGAGGGGGCGGCUGGCAGUCGAAGACCAUGUGCACCAGCACCAACUGGACUCACACCACCCAUCCCAUGGCACCUGCACCCAUGCCUGUCCCUCAGAUG
Messenger RNA from Plectropomus leopardus (leopard coralgrouper), 622 nucleotides. NCBI's taxonomy places the organism in Eukaryota, Metazoa, Chordata, Actinopteri, Perciformes, Serranidae. The record is from RefSeq and is a predicted model, not a curated record.